AUGCGGGCGCUUGGCCGGCAACGGGGAAUCCCGGUGAGAGCAGGAGAGCGACGUCCAGGCCGAAGGAGAGCGCACCAGAACGCAGACGGUUCACGUCAGCAGGAGGCUGGAGCCCAAAUACUGAUCAAGAUGACUGCUGCUCCUUUCUAUCACAUCAACACGUCAGACGCCACUGGAAGGAACGUCUCUUUGAAUGAUGGCGACGAUGAGUAUGAAUAUGAGGACAAGUAUGCUGAGCUGAGACAGUCUCUCAACAUCAUGUCUCUCAUUGUUUACUGCCUGGCCUUUGUUCUUGGUGUGCUCGGCAACGGUGUGGUUAUCUGGGUGACCGGCUUCAAGAUGAAGAAAACAGUUAACACGGUUUGGUUCCUCAACCUCGCUGUGGCCGACUUCCUCUUCACAGUGUUUCUGCCCCUGAGUAUCACCUACACAGCUCUGGAUUUCCACUGGCCUUUUGGCAAAUUCAUGUGCAAACUGAGCCCCACAAUAAGCUUUCUUAACAUGUAUGCCAGUGUCUACAUUCUGGUGGUGAUCAGUGUGGACAGAUGUGUGUCUGUGGUGUGGCCCGUCUGGGCCCAGAACUACCGAAGUGUACGCAAGGCGUCCUUUGUGAGUCUGGGGGUUUGGGUCGUGGCUCUGAUACUCAGCACUCCAUCCUUCAUCUUCAUGGACACUGGGCCAUCUUAUAACGAUAACGAUGUCAUCAACUGCUACAACAACUAUGCUCUUUCUGACGAUUACAAGAACGAGUCUGUGAUUCAGCUGGGACUGCUUCGUCAAAAGGCCAUGACCAUCACCAACUUCCUCCUGGGAUUUGUUGUCCCCUUCACUGUCAUUGUCUCCUGUUAUGCUGUCAUAAUCCAUCACAUCAGAAGAAACCGCACCCUGGCCAGCCACUCAAGACGCUCCUUCAAGAUCAUCGCUGCUGUUAUCACUGCUUUCUUCCUGUGCUGGGCUCCUUAUCACAUUAUUGAUUUACUAGAUUUGGCAAAUUCUCUACUUUCUGUUCGAAGUGAGACAUUAGACCAUGUCACCACCUUUGGAAUCCCUAUAGCCAGCGGCCUGGCCUUUCUCAACAGCUGCCUGAACCCACUGCUGUAUGUGUUUAUGGGACAAGAUUUCAAGGAUAUAGUGCGCAAAUCCAUCUUGAAUGUUUUGGAGACUGCCUUCAAGGAUGAGGUGUUUGGUCGUAACACUGGAAAAAAGUCAAUUGUUGCCCCGUAAUGCUGAAGUAUAAGGUUUCCUAUGACAUGAAGGAAAGAAUUCUGAAACUGUGGUUAAAUAAAUUGAGGUAUCAAAGUUCUUUUUUGGUAUUUUUGUAAAACUCUUAAGACAUUUGUAAAGGUUAUUCAAGACUGAAGCCCUUCUGCCUCAUAUGGAUUGAUUUGUGUAAUUUGACUAUGGUUGGUUCACUGAUCAGGUGUCAGGUUGAUAACGUGUUGAGUUACAACAGGGCCUUCAGUCUGUAACUAAAGGGAAUUUCCUGUAAUGAACCUAGCAGUUCUUUCAAUAGGUGUUACAUUAUGAUGAUUACUUAGUUGUAACAUGGUAACAAAAAAAUAAGGUUUAGCAUGAUCAUUUGAACUUUCAUUUUUCGAUCUGUCACCCACAAUGUGAAAUACAUUUUGAUUACU
Gasterosteus aculeatus aculeatus (three-spined stickleback) is the source of this 1634-nucleotide messenger RNA. Lineage: Eukaryota; Metazoa; Chordata; Actinopteri; Perciformes; Gasterosteidae. The record is from RefSeq and is a predicted model, not a curated record.